AUGGCGACCAAGCGGCUGGCACGGCAGCUUGGAUUAAUUAGGAGAAAGUCAGUUACACCAGCAAGUGGAAAUCCAGGAGGAAGCAGAUUCAGACAGUUGUAUGACUACUUAAUUGUCGUUGAUUUUGAGUCUACCUGCUGGAAUGACGGAAAGCACCACAGUAGCCCUGAAAUAAUUGAAUUUCCAGCAGUUUUGUUGAAUACAGCAACUGGAGAGAUAGAAUCUGAGUUUCAUGCUUACGUUCAGCCUCAAGAACAUCCAAUUCUUUCUGAAUUUUGCACAGAAUUGACAGGGAUAAAACAGGUUCAAGUGGAUGAAGGAGUCCCCCUGAAGAUCUGCUUAUCUCAGUUCUGUAAAUGGAUUCAUAAGCUUCAGCAGCAGAAGAAAAUCAGUUUUGCUACUGGGGACUCAGAGCCUUCUACUCCUGAAGUGAAGCCCUGUGCUUUUGUUACCUGGUCAGACUGGGACUUGGGCGUUUGCCUAGAGUAUGAGUGUAAAAGAAAGCAGCUGUUGAAACCUGUGUUCUUAAAUUCUUGGAUCGAUCUCAGAGCAACUUACAAGCUUUUUUAUAACAGAAAACCCAAAGGACUAAGUGGUGCCUUGCAGGAAGUGGGAAUAGAAUUUUCAGGACGAGAACAUUCUGGCUUAGAUGAUUCUCGGAACACUGCUCUUCUUGCUUGGAAAAUGAUCAGGGAUGGUUGCCUAAUGAAAAUUACUAGGUCCUUGAACAAGGUUCUCACUAAGAAGAAUCCCAAGAUUUUGGCCAGAAAUUUGGGUUCAGAUCAAGUUGAAGAAGCAUCUGCCUGCAACAUUAGCAUCCAGGAUCCCAGUGUAAACCAAAAGGAGCUCCAAAGUACAGGAAAUCCCCAGGAAAACGCUCAAAUGAAUUCAGUUUGUGUGAAUUCCUGCAUAAAGGACCAAUUACAAUUAAAAAGCAACGUGAAAGCAGAUCUUUACAAUAUCAAGCAUAGCUUUCCUCUUUUCACUACCAAGUCCUCGACAUCUAUGCAACAACUUCGUUCUCCCACCUUGAACCCAGCUCUCUAUAUACAGAAGCCAAGUAAAAGUGAGCAGCUUGCAUCAAGUGGCCGCUCAAAGUCCUCAGCACUUGACUCCAACUUGGUGCUUGUGUCUACAACCAUCCCGUCUGUUAACCUUGUUUCUGAUGUAGAAAUGGGUCAUACUUUUGACUGUUUACCGAUGUUGGCUGAGUGGGAAGAUGUAGUUUUACUGCCAGCAUCUCAGGCUGAGCCAGACACAGACUGUAUGCCCCCUAUUAGUGACACAAAUGUGGAUACUUCAUUUAAUUCUGCAGAGAGAACACUGGUUUCAGAACAACCAGAAACACUUAGUUAUGAAAACUUUGACGACCUUAAGGAAACUCCUCAAAAUUCUGAGACACCUAAGUCUAUUGUGUAUAAGAGUCCUCACAGUACAGUCUAUAAUGUAAAGGGAGCCAAACACCCAGGUUCAGAUGCCUCUGCAUUUAAGUUACCCGAAUGCAAACCAUUUCCUUUCACCAGUGCUCAUGCCAAUGCAUCAUCACAUCCUUCAGUUUUGAGGAAACAACCUCUUCUUUCAGGUGGCACUAAAAGAAAUUCAUUUAGUCCUCCAAUGUUUCCACGAGCCAAAAAGCAGACCUUUGCUAUUCAUGAGGAAAAGUCAACAUCAUCUCUCUGCUCCCCAGGAACAACUUCUUGUAAAGUUCCUCCCUCUGUGUUAACAUCCACAGUUAAUCUACAAGAGCCUUGGAAGACUGGAAAGAUGACCCCCCCUUUAUGCAAGUGUGGCAGAAGAUCUAAGCGGCUUAUUGUUUCUAAUAAUGGGCCAAACCAUGGGAAAGCCUUCUAUUGUUGCCCUGUUGGGAAAUACCAAGGAGACAAAAAAUGCUGUAGUUAUUUUAAAUGGGAACAAACACUUCAGAAGGAAAGAACCAAUGGCAAAACUCUACCUCAUUCCUCAGGGCUCACUUUCAGCUCUCCAGACACAAGCCACAUUCAUGACAGAAGUUUAAAUUUUCCUACUAAAAAUUCUUUACGACUCAGACCUUCAAUGAGAAAUUGAUAAAACUCUUCUAAGCUGACUUUUACUUCAGUAUAAGCUUUAUCUGACGUUCACACAGGAAAGAUAGCAAUAGGUUUACAUUAUGUAGUCUCAGCAUAUCUGAGCACUGCAACUACUCUGGAGUGGUUCACACGAACAGAAGGGAAAUGGAUGACGUGCACUCUUGCCAAGUAGUUGUCUGUUCACGUGGCAAUCCUGGUUCCUAGAUUUCCAAACAUGAGCAUUUGGGUAGUCAUAUAUUUCAUACAUUAAUAUUUGCUGAAUUUAUCAAACUAUCCUAAAGAACUACAAGGAAAAACUAUUUUUAUAAACCAUAUUUAUUAGGUUAAAUUUAAUAACUAACCAUAGAAUAUGACCACUGUCUCUUAUACUUGACAUUGAAACAAAUUUCAGACUAUUUUUAAAUUACUUGAAUAAAAUUAUGACUAGUAAAAUUCCUACUCAACUUUUAGGUAAGUUUUCUAAGAAUUAUGAUAGUUUCCUUCAAAGCUUGAGAUUUGUUCUGAUUUGUAUAUUGGCAUAUUGGAAUUGUUAAGUUUUGAAAACCCAUGGGGCAGAGAUUUGGUUUAGAAACAGCUCCUAAAGUAAAUUUUAAGGCAUCACGGCAUCUGAUAACAUUCAUUUUAUGUUGCAAAUUACAGGAACAUUGGUGUGAACGCAGAAGGAUUCAGUGAUUAUAUGAUUUCAUAUUCAGCCUAUGGUGUCAUUCUACAAAAUAGUUUAAAUCCAAUUUAAAAGCAGUCUGCCCAUGUGAUCUGUGGUUCCUGCAGACUCAGAGACACUGUGUUUACUUGUAGAUAUGCAGGUGAUUAGUGGGCCAAGUUUAAGUUGUUGUCCAUUCCUUUCUCCUCAGUUCAUUUCUUUUGACCUUCCCACUGACAGUCUUUGGCAGCUCCUCAAUAAAUUCUAUCUGUUGGUAUUAAGGGGAGGAAGAAAUUAGUUCAUCACUUGUAGACUUCAUUCAGGUCAUGCCAGUUACCCAAUAUCUCUGUUUCAAAUUCUAGGUAAAAGGAUGAAGUUGGGUUUUUGUUUGUUUGUUUGUUUUGUUACAUUAAUAUUAUGAACUAAUUGACUGAAUUAUGUUAGGGGCUUCACUUUAACCUUAGAAUUUUUUGAUUAACUAUUGUCAUUAGCUCUGUUUGGAACCUCUUGCACAGCAUAUUUAAGGAGAAAGAUCAUUUAAAAGGAAAAAAACAAAUAGAAAAAUUUCCAAAACACUAAACAAGUAGCAGUUGUAACAAGGACACCUACCUUCCUGGGGUAUUUGUAAGGUGCUGUAGUCUUUUUCACAUGCUCCUGAAUCUCUCUUUUCAGUUGUUCUUGAUCAUGGGAUUUGUAAUCAGGAUUCAGGACAAUAAAGGCCUUUACUACCUAAAGUAAAUGUGUAAAACAUCA
Rattus rattus (black rat) is the source of this 3459-nucleotide messenger RNA. It is a transcript of the gene Eri2, whose product is annotated as ERI1 exoribonuclease family member 2. Gene Ontology annotation, biological process: exonucleolytic trimming to generate mature 3'-end of 5.8S rRNA from tricistronic rRNA transcript (SSU-rRNA, 5.8S rRNA, LSU-rRNA). The transcript has 9 exons. NCBI's taxonomy places the organism in Eukaryota, Metazoa, Chordata, Mammalia, Rodentia, Muridae. The record is from RefSeq and is a predicted model, not a curated record. Gene Ontology annotation, molecular function: zinc ion binding; nucleic acid binding; 3'-5'-RNA exonuclease activity. Bases 1 to 2064 code for a protein of 687 amino acids.